Molecule: messenger RNA, 1508 nt
Organism: Mytilus trossulus (common blue mussel)
Lineage: Eukaryota; Metazoa; Mollusca; Bivalvia; Mytilida; Mytilidae
Product: paired box protein Pax-1-like
Exons: 5
Coding region: 393-1322 (309 amino acids)
Biological process (GO): anatomical structure development; regulation of transcription by RNA polymerase II
Molecular function (GO): RNA polymerase II cis-regulatory region sequence-specific DNA binding; DNA-binding transcription factor activity, RNA polymerase II-specific
Source: RefSeq, a predicted model, not a curated record
GAAGUGGUCAUUUUAUAGGCAAACGCGUAUACAUCUUGUGCCGUUUAAAGAAAACAGCUGCAAGAAUCUUAUAAAUUACUAAUCGAUUGUUUUUCAGUAGCCUAUCGCUAUUUUGUUUGAAAUUAACGUGAAGAAAGUGUUGAAAUAUUAAUGAACUAAGAUCGUCAGAGUAAACUGCUUCAUCUUAUAACGGGCAUAAAAGUUGAUUAGAAAAUCGCUUAUUUUGAUUGGUUGGAGAACUGGAAGCGAAGACGCAGGUGAUGCAAUGACAAGCCUCACGCGCAUCGUUCCGCUGGCUUGAUAUAGUGAAACCGUGACAUUUUGCCUCAGUCUGCUUUGAUUGGAUGAUUAGAGAAGACAGUUCUUAGGACUUUCUAUACAGCCAUCACACUAUGCCUCACACUGGCCAAACAGGUGUAAAUCAACUUGGCGGCGUAUUCGUCAAUGGAAGACCCCUUCCAGAUCACGUAAGACGACGGAUUGUGGAACUUGCUCAUAUGGGUGUACGACCUUGUGACAUCUCUCGGCAGCUCCUUGUCUCUCAUGGAUGUGUCAGUAAAAUACUCACCAGGUACUACGAAACCGGUUCUAUCAAACCUGGUUCUAUUGGAGGCAGUAAACCAAAGCAAGUGGCAACCCCAUUCGUCAUCAAAAAAAUUCUCGAAUUAAAGAGACAGAACCCGUCAAGUUUUGCCUGGGAAAUCAGAGAUCAACUUUUAACCCAAAAUAUAUGCGAUGAACAAACAAUACCAAGUGUCAGCUCUAUAAAUAGAAUAUUACGAAAUGCGGGUAACUUAUCCGGAAUGUUCCCAUUCCAAGAUUCGUAUCCUGUCAUGCCUGUUGCCUAUCCUAUAAUGACGUCACCACCUGUUGCAGGAAGUGGAACAUACCCAUUCACAAUACCAGGUUUAUCGUAUCCAAAAAUAGUCGAACAGAUUGAUUCUAAAGAUUCGUCAGAUGACAGUAAUAUCCAAACCGAUGUUGCUGAACAAAUUAAAGAUAUACACUGUGAAAAAACAGCUAACCGCAAUAGUGAAGGAUCGGUGGAAGAGUUCCGUCUUGAGGACAGAUUCCCAAGUUUAAUUCGCACAAAAAUUGAAAACGAGGGAAAACGAAAGAAUCUUCAAGAAAACAGACUGAAAUCUCUACCUUAUGACUAUGACUCGUUUUCAAUAGCAAAACAAUCUAGAAGGCUGCCAUUUCAAUCUCAUCACCAUAGUUAUGACUUAUCUGCACAUCAUUUUUCAAACAUGUCUGAUCUUUAUUCUCCAGAAACAAUGAGAAGAAAUCUACACUUCUUACAACGAUUCCACACUAGUUGAUUAUGGGGAUGAACUUGACGAUGAAGGAAAAUCAAAAAUAAGUGAUUAAAGAAAAUCAAAAUCCUUAUAUUGGUAUCAUGAACCCUACUAUAAUCAUAAACGAAAAAAGACGUUUCAUGAACACGAAGUUACAAAACAAAAUCAAUCAGAACUGUGUUUCGUUGUUUAUUUUUAUAUUGUGUAUAU